AAUUAGAUUUCAAGAAGAUUCUCAACAAUAUAUUAUAGAAUCUAAAGAAUCUCCAAGUGAUACUGCUAAUAAUUAUUUACAGAAAAAAAAUCCAAAUAAUACUACAAAAAUAUCUAGUAUAUAUAUAUUUUGCCUUAAUGUUAUGGAUAUAAAAAGAGAACAUAAAAGAAAAAAUUAA
Messenger RNA from Scutellospora calospora, 178 nucleotides. The record is from the annotation of a GenBank genome assembly. NCBI's taxonomy places the organism in Eukaryota, Fungi, Glomeromycota, Glomeromycetes, Diversisporales, Gigasporaceae.